AUUUAUACAAAAAAAAUGAACUAAAUAAAAAAAAUAAAAGUUGAAAAUCCUAUAGUAGAACUAGAUAGCGAAUAAAUGAGUUAAUCAGUUUGGAACAUAAUUAAAAAACGUUUAAUAUUUCCAUUUUUAGACGUCCCAAUAAAAUAUUACGAUCUCAGUAUCGCCUAACGUGAUAAAACAAACAAUAAAAUAACUACUGAUGCUGCUUUAAGUAUAGUUUAACAUAAAGUAGGUAUAAAAUGUCCAUCAUUAGGCGCUGAUAUAUAAAUGGCUCGAGAAUUUGAAAGAAUAAAAGGCUGGGAUUGCCCUAAUGUAACAAUAGGAAAUAUAUUAAACGGCACAUUAUUUGCACAACCAAUAUUAAUAAAAAACAUAAAAAAAGUAAUACCUAAUUGGAAAAAUCCAAUAAUAGUUGCAAGAUAAGUAUUUCAAGAUUUUAUAAGUUUCGACGAAAAAUAAGUUUAAAAUCUCGAAUUAAAAUUCACAAACGAAAAAUCUUUAAAAAUUCAAGAUUUUUCAUCCACAAAAGGCAGUAUAUUGGGUUUUAUUAUGUACAACACUGAAGAAUAUAUGAUCCAAUUUGCCAAAGACUGUUUUGAAUAUGCCCUAGAGAUAAAGUUUCCACUCUAUUUUAGCACAAGGGCAGACUUAUAUGCUGAAUAUGAUGAAAAACUUGUCCAAAUAUUCCAAAACAUGUACCAAUAAACCUACAAAACGCUUUUUUUUAAAAAAAAUAUAAUCUACGAACACAAAAACAAUCAAGAUAUGUUAAUUUUUGCCCUUAAAUCUUAAGGAGGAUUUGUAUGGGCUUGCAAAAGAUACGAUGGCGAAAUUCACUCAUAAUUAGUCUCUUAAGGAUUUGGGAAUUCUGGCUUAACGACAAAUUUACUAUUUGCAUAAUAAGAAAAGGCUUUAUAUGUAGUUUCGAGUUAUUUUAGAUAAUAAUUUUAGUAAGGAAAAGAAAUCUAUACAAAUGCUAUAGCAUGUAUUUUUGUAUGGAUUUAAGGAUUAUUAUAUAGGGGAAAAUUAGAUGGAAAUUAAUAAUUGAUUUCGUUUUGUUAGUUGCUGUAAAAAAGCGUGAUCUUAUGUAGCGAAAAUGAAGCUUUUGGGAAAGAAUUGAUUGAAGAAAAAGAAAAGUUUGAGGUUUUAGAAAAAUUAAUUGAAAGUGUUUAAAAAAAUAUGAUAAAUAAUUUAUAUCCUAAAGCUAAGUUAUGAAUAUUUUUAUAAAAAUGUAUAAAGUUUUUUUUAAUUUGUUUUUUAUAUUAAUUUUCCUUAAUAAAAAAUAUAUAUAUAUAAGGAAAAAACAUUUUAUACAUAUGUAUAUAU
Messenger RNA from Ichthyophthirius multifiliis, 1326 nucleotides. Its product is annotated as mitochondrial isocitrate dehydrogenase, putative. Gene Ontology annotation, biological process: isocitrate metabolic process. The record is from RefSeq and is a predicted model, not a curated record. Lineage: Eukaryota; Ciliophora; Oligohymenophorea; Hymenostomatida. Gene Ontology annotation, molecular function: isocitrate dehydrogenase (NADP+) activity. The transcript has 2 exons. Gene Ontology annotation, cellular component: mitochondrion.